AUAUGAUUGGUGGUGGGUGCGGAAGCCAAAUAAUAGCGUGCAUAUUGCCUCAGAAUGUAAACAAAUUUGUACAAGGCAGGUACCACCAGCACAUAAUUUACGGCACGUUUAACAUAUUGCUAAAAACAUUACUAAUGUUUGGUUGACUGUUGGUGAUUCGUCUUACAAUUUAUCGGCACAAACAACUAAAAUAGACAACGUUAGCUACCUACAGUACAAUGAUGAGCAACUCGUCCACCUCAAUGGCUCACACUCUCAGCUUCGGAUCUGUCCGUCAAAGCCCCCCGUUGAGUUCAAAUUUUGCACUGACACAUGGACUGUUGGGCUCAGCUGCCGAGCAGUUAAUGGUUCAGAAGGAUUUCCAAGCUGCUUUUGACACAUGUGAGAGAGGUCUGGUGAGCCUUUUAAAAGCGGAGCAAGAGGACAGCAGGUAUGGGGAGUUGAAGGCUGCACUCUGCAUUGUGGGGAUUCAAGCAUUGGCUGAACUCAAUCAGUGGCCUGGUGUACUGGCAUGGAUUCUGCAGCAUUAUGAGUGCCCUGAGAAAAUAUCUGCAAAAUUAAUGCAGAUGUGCAUACUCCUCUACACCAAAGUGGGUGAGCAAGCUAUGAUGCAGGAGGCAGGCAAUGUUUGGCUGUGCUGCCCAUCCAAUGGGAGAUUGGUAGGAUUUGGGACUGUAGCAGAGCUUUAUUUACUGCAUAUUCUAGUGCCUUUAGGUCAUAUGACAGAGGCACGGGAGUUGGUUUUUGGUGAGGUGGGAGGUAUUGCAUUCACAGAGGACCAGAAACAAACAGCACUGGAUAUCGUGGAGAAUAAAGAGAACCUCAGCCAAGAACAACCUCCAAGCCCUAAUCCCAACCCCAGUCCUGUGGUGGUGGUUGCUGGACUUAACACACCUCAAGGUGCUGGGAUUCAGAAACUUGAGGCCUUGCUUAGGCUUUUGAACAGAGGACUAUCAGUAGCCAGUGGUGGGUUAUUCCGUCUUCGGAGAGUCUUUCUGGCUGCGGUCCUUCUCUACAUGCUUUUUGUCCGAAUGGAUCCAGCUCAUCCCUCAUCUUUCCCCUGGAUCUCACAGAUGCUGCAGAUGCUGAAGCAGAUGUGGGAUGCAAUGUUUGCCCCUUACUAUCAAGCCAGAGCUCAGAGCUAAGAACUGUAAAACCAUACAGCCUGGUGCUGGGACAUUAUGGUUUAAAUUUGACUGAGAAACAAGAGCUCACCAUUGACCCUCACCAUGUAAAUAUGAAUUAGUGACUGAGAUAAAGAGAGAAAUUAGGGGGGCUUUUGUUGGCAACAACAACAUUUAUACAUGUGAAGGCUAAAUGUGAACAGCAUGGAUACCUGUGAAGGCAGAAUGUGAUAGUAAUAGUCAGAAUUAAUUUCCCUGGUGUUGCAGAUUCAGUUGCUCCCAUAUAGGUGUGUGUGCGAGCGAGUCAGAUAGUGUGUGUGGUGACACAUUUUGUGUUGAUAUGAAUUUCCCAAUCCAAAUCAACUGCUGUAAGCAAGCUAAUUGUAAUCAGAUGCAUGUCAGACAUAUUAUAACUUUUUAAUUGGUAAUUGGUAAAAUGAGAAUUCUCUCAUUAUGAAUUACUCCAGUAUCUUUGGUCUGGCUCCAGCAGAUACCUUCUCAGGACACAGAUGCUGUGAGGUAUACGGGCUCAGACUGGUUGAAUGCUGCCAGAGAGGAUGGCGCAUGUAUUAGCGCGCUAGUGUGUAUUAGAUAGCUAGUGUGUACUAGGUUUACUAGCUAGCUAGUGUGUACUAGGUAUACUAGCUAGUAGUGUGUGCUAACUAGUGUACACUAGAUAGUAGUGGGAGCUAUACGUAGGUAUACCAACUUUUUUUCAGUGGGCAUUGCGUAUUAAUUCUUAAUCCCCACUGAUGCAUAUCCAAGUUAUAUGCCAUAUCAAUUAUGUAGUACAAUAGCGACAUCAUGCACAAAGUAGCCUACAUAAUCGCAAAGCAUGUGAAAUAUAUUCACAUGCGCAGCACACACAUAGCUCAUUUCUGCAGAAUAUCAGGCAGCAACCACGCUCAAUUGGUUUUCGCAUUGGAGCAGCUCACAGAAUUGAACGACAUCAGUAGCUGGUAUUGUAGGAAAGAGGUUUCAACUUUUAUCUACCAGGAACUAAGGAAACAAUGGAACCAGGUAUUGAAAAAGUUUGGUCUGAAGUCUGGGUUGAAUAUUUGUAAUGCACAGUUCAGUCAUCAAGCGCUGUUUGAAUGAACAAUUGUAUAGUUUUCACCAAAAAAAACUUGGUAAAGGGUUACCUGGCAGAAUGAAAUCAUGAUGAUUUGUAUCAAUCGGGAGGGCAUUUGUUUUGCAAACUCUGCCAUUUAGGUCUACAUUGUACAGUACAAACACACGGCUAGACAAAUGGUCACUUGAUAGGUGAGCAAUUCAAUUAAAAGGCAACUACACCCUCCAAAUAUUUAUAUUUUUCCCAGACCAGAAAAAUGGUCUCCUGAUGUGUUUCAAGCAUUGUUGUGGACUUAGUUGUUUUUCUAUUAAAAAGUGUGAUUUUGAGUGAAAACCUGAAAAAAAUAUAGUAAAACAGAACAAAAAAAACUGUAGGAAAACAGCAUUUUUCACACAGGGUGCCUUUUCCUUCACCGGCAAGCCUUUUUGGAAUUUUGGGGGGCAAAAUUAGAGUAUACCCACUUCUCCAAGCACCACUGCUAGACAGGGUUUCCAGUUAGCCUGUAAUAGCUGUUUUUUAAUAUAUAUAUAUAUAUAUAUUUUUGCAGAUUAAGUCAAAUUGCCACCUGACAAUUGUCCGGGAGAAGGAAAAAAUCCCAUUGGAAAUAAUGCUUUUUAGCCUAUUCAUUGAUGGAAAUACCAUUUGAUGGAAAUACAUUUGACCGGUCAUGCUUAUUGGUCUAUGUCUUAAUUUGCAUAAUUUUGUGGAAUUAAAUUGGUAUGUGUGUAUUAUA
Salvelinus fontinalis (brook trout) is the source of this 2929-nucleotide messenger RNA. It is a transcript of the gene pex26, whose product is annotated as peroxisomal biogenesis factor 26. The coding region runs from base 219 to 1145 and encodes 308 amino acids. Gene Ontology annotation, biological process: protein import into peroxisome membrane; protein import into peroxisome matrix. The record is from RefSeq and is a predicted model, not a curated record. The transcript has 5 exons. Gene Ontology annotation, molecular function: ATPase binding; protein-containing complex binding. Gene Ontology annotation, cellular component: peroxisomal membrane; peroxisome. Lineage: Eukaryota; Metazoa; Chordata; Actinopteri; Salmoniformes; Salmonidae.